This is a messenger RNA of Closterium sp. Naga37s-1, 1746 nucleotides long. Lineage: Eukaryota; Viridiplantae; Streptophyta; Zygnematophyceae; Desmidiales; Closteriaceae. The record is from the annotation of a GenBank genome assembly.
AUGCGGUCGCCGGCUGCGGUGGAAGCAGAUCCCGCCGACGAGUCCGCUCCUCCGCCACUCCGCUUGACAUCCUCCCCCGUCUCCUCCGCCUCCCCCGCCUGUUCCGCCUUCCCCGCUUCCCCCAAGCUGCUCGUUUUGCCGGAUUCCGCCUUCUUCCCUUCCCCGCGCAUCCCCGAAGCGCGUUUUACCUCUCCCCGGACAAGUGCUCCCCCGCCUUUCGAGCCGCCUCAAAACACCGCUCCGCGGCCUGCGGCCUUUCGUUUCGUGGCCUCUCCGCGGGCGUGUGGCACUGCGUUGGAAGCGCCGCAAAAAUGUGGCACCGCGCCAACCACUCCCUCGUGUCCGCCUCUCGUUGAGCCGCGACUGCCCCGAGCGCGCACGUGUGACGUUGCCGCGGAUAGCGGCGGAAGAGCGCCCGCCGUCUCCGCGGGCGCGUCCGCCAUCCGCGGAACAUUAUCCGCCUCGGGUUACUCCCCCGCCGUCGUUUCCCCCGCAUCCGCCUGCGCAACGACUGGCGCCGUUGACCAAGUCAACGGCCACGUGUCAACAUUCGAUUGGGCAGAAGCGUCCGACGUGGACACGUUGGACAUUCCGCCGUGGGUGCGAGAAAGGCUCUCCCUUUCCCGCGCGGAAAAGGCGCAGAAUAAUGAGUCGGCCGCGCACACACGAGUUAGUCGCAUAGACCGCGAAACGAUGGCGGACGGCAACAAGCGAGCGGGACGCGUCGAGUGCGGAGGCGAGUGCGGCAAGGAGUGCGGCGGCGAGUGCGCGGAGAAUCGAAACUGCGAGAGGGACGCGGAGGGCGAGAAGCCGAGCCUGUGGGACAUCAUGCAGUGGGAAUCCGAUAUGAUCUCGUCCGUCUGCUCGACUGCCGCUGCUAAAUCUCCCAGACCACCGUUCUCUAAGAGCUCAACAUUUGAGGCGCCGCAGAAGUCGCUCUCUAAACGGCACCGCUCCGCGUCUGCUCUCCCCACCACUCCGCCUCCCACCCCGUCCGCGUCUAAAGCGUCGCUGACGGUCCAGAUCUGCGACGACGCGAGCGCCAACGGCGGAGAUUUAUCGUUUUUCGAGGAGCUGCUGCUGGAGUUCGGUGCGGGCGAGGGGGAAGAAGCGGGCGGAGAGAUGGAGGACGAACCGGGAUGGGCGGAAAAAAAUCGCAUUCCGGCGGAAGAAACAGCUCACUUCGAGAAGGUUGCGCCUGUUGUGCCGCAGCUAGACGACAGCUGGGGUGAUUAUUCGGUGAAAAUGCUUGCCUCACUCUUGCUUCAUUCUCCCUGCCUCUUGCCUCACACAAUGCCUCGCUCCUUGUGUCGCAUCACCUUCAACCACCAAUACUUGCCCCUCUCCCAUCACUCCUCCCUUCCCCCUCUCCCAUCACGCCUCCCUUCCCCCUCUCCCAUCACGCCUCCCUUCCCCCUCUCCCAUCACUCCUCCCUUCCCCCUCUCCCAUCACGCCUCCCUUGCCCCUCUCCCAUCACGCCUCCCUUCCCCCUCUCCCAUCACUCCUCCCUUGCCCCUCUCCCAUCACGCCUCCCUUCCCCCUCUCCCAUCACGCCUCCCUUGCCCCUCUCCCGUCACUCCUCCCUUGCCCCUCUCCCGUCACUCCUCCCUUGCCCCUCCUCCCCAGACCAGCCUCACACCACACCACACCCUUGUCCUGAGUGCUCUUACGGUACUCUCUUGUGCCUUCCCUGGCACAACCAUUCUUUCAUUCCCCUUCAGGGAAAGGGCUUCAAUGUGGCUUGA